AUGGUUCCAAUUUUGAUAAUGGUGAUAUAAAUGGAAUUAACUUAACUGGUGCUUAAUUGUUCAAUUUUAAAUGGAAAAAUCUCAAAAUACAUGAGCAAAAUAAAUUAAAUAUCAGUAAAUUUCUCUCCUAAUACUCUAUCCGUAUAUGGGAUGUUAAGACAGGAGGAUAAAAAGCCAAAUUAGAUGGCCAUGACAAAUGUGUUAAUUCAGUCUGUUUUUUUUCUGAUAGUAAUACAUUAGCAUCUGGUCGUAUUUAUAAGUCAAUUCGUUUAUGGUCAAGAUUUAAAUAACCCAAUUAGAAGGUCAUAUGCUAAUACAGGAUAAUAAAAUGGCAACCUAAAUGGUCGCACUAAAGCUGUUAAUUCAAUUUGUUUCACUCUUGAGAGUGCUAAAUUAGAACCUGAUGGUUCAGAAAAGUCUAUCUUUUAUGGAAUGUUAAAACAAGGUUAUAAAAAGCAAAAUUAGAUGGACAUAUGAGUUAUGUUCAAUCAGUGUUCUUUUCUCCAGAUGGUAUUACUUUAGCAUCAGGUAGUUAAGAUAACUUUGUCCGUAUUUGGGAUGUGUUAACAGUAUAAUAAAAGUUAAAAUAGAUGGUCAAUCAAAUUGGGUUGAAUCAGUCAGUUUCUCUCCAGAUGGUACUAUAUUAGCCUUUUGGAGCUUAGAUAUGUAUAUCCGUCUAUUGGAUGUUAAGUCAGGAGAAUAAAUGGCCAAAUUAGAUAAUCAUACAGAUGGUGUUUAUUGAGUCUGCUCCUCUCCUAAUGGUAAAAAAUUAGCAUCGGUCAGUGGAGAUGAUUCUAUCGGCUUAUGGGAUUUGCAAAAAGCAAAGCAAAUCUAACCUUCAGAUUCAAUUAAAAAGAAAUCCCUACAUAAUUCCCUAGCUUUUAAAACGGCAUUCGUUUAGUAAAUGA
Paramecium octaurelia is the source of this 908-nucleotide messenger RNA. The record is from the annotation of a GenBank genome assembly. Lineage: Eukaryota; Ciliophora; Oligohymenophorea; Peniculida; Parameciidae.